AUGCUAAGCUCCGACCCGCAACUCUCCUCCCCGCCGCCUAUGGAGGUGCGCACUCCAUCCCGUUCCGUACCGGCACGCGCAUUACAAACGCAAGCCAAAGGCCCGGAUAAUGGAUACGUCUCCCCACGGCAGCAACUCGAGAGGCAGUCAUACACAGCACCCAGUUCACCACUCCGACACAGCCAAACCUACACACAUUCUCCGUCGCGGUCACAGUCACAGGCGCAGCCCCAGCAUGGCUUGAACGGAUCACGCCCGCCACUCUCGCCGUUGUCAGAAUAUCACAGCGGCUUUGCGGAUGAGGACUUGGGUUCUCCUUUCGGCGGAGUGAAGACUCAUCAGCGUCAGAGCUCCUUUCCGAACCUACUACCACUCUCGUUCAAAAGUAGGACGCCGUCACCGACCAGAAAGCCGCACAGCCGAUCGCCGUCGGAACAGAUGCCUUACACCGGUGAAGGGAGGACGACUGGGACCCCUCGAAGUGGGGGAGGGUUUGUGGGGUGGUUGAGUGGCAGCGCCGGAGCAGCAAACGCCGUCGACAUGUCUCAACCACAAGAGCCGUCUAAGUCGGUUUCGACUCCUGGCGGGACGCCGACCCAGCAACGAGAAUCAUCCAGUACCCCCAACACCACCGCGCCAAAUCUAGAGACGCCCAAAGCUCCCACGACAACCGCCGCAUCCCGCUUCAUGUCUGCGCUAUCAGCCCGCUUCAACACCACGCCCACGGGGAGUCCACCUACCGCCAAGUCCACCCAGCAAGAUGAACUCUUGACGAUCAACCUCGAGUCAGCCCUCUUUCCCCCCACACCGUCUUCCCCAUCGGGGCAGCGCGACUCGUUCUCGCCGGCCGCCUUUAAGAAUCUGCAAAUGAAUGCGAUGGGGCUCCUCGUUAAGCUGCAAAAUGCCUACCGAGAACAGACCACCACCCUCCGCGACCUACAAGCCGAGCGGUCAGCACAGAAAGAUGAACUGGAAGAGGCGAUCACCCGGGCGGCGCACCUAAAGGUACAACUCGAGGGCAUGGCGCGGCGAACUCAGGAGCAAGAGGAAGUCAUGAAGGGUCUGAUGGGGGAGUUGGAAUACGAGCGAAAUUUGAGGGCCAAAGCGGAAGCGGCCGCGGCUGCAGGCUCGAUAAGAAUAGCGCCAUCGGAAGGCGAGGGGGGCUCUGUAGUAUCAGAAGAUCUUGGGGUGGACGAAGAAAGGAGACGACGCCGGCGGAUAAGAACGAGUCAGGGGAAGAGCUCAUCAGGCGAGGAUGAGGAGUGCACUACGGACGACGAGAACGAGAGCGCAGAGAGUGAGAGUGUAUUUUCGAGGUGUCGCAGCCCGGCGCUGCCAUUGCAGUCGCCACUGAACACCAACGCCCCGGCGAGUGUUCUGGAUACCGGGUCUGUCAGGGGGUUUACGGAAGGGUCCAGGACUCCUCAGGCUAGGAAUGCCGGGACCGGUUCGGCUAGCGGUACGCCAAAGCAAAAGGCCGGGCCCCCUAUGAGCGCGUUUCGAAGGAUACUGGGCGGGAUCUCGGGGGAACCGGCCGAGACGUCGGGGUGUACAAACUGCAAAGGCAAGGACGCAAGUGUGGCCUGGGAUACGGUGGGACUACUCAGAGACGAGAACAGACAUUUAAAGACGAGGGUUGGGGACUUGGAGGUGGCUGUCGAAGGAGCGUUGGAUUUAGUCAAUGGGAUCGGCCUUUGA
Dichotomopilus funicola is the source of this 1698-nucleotide messenger RNA. RefSeq lists its product as uncharacterized. The transcript has a single exon. The record is from RefSeq and is a predicted model, not a curated record. The coding region runs from base 1 to 1698 and encodes 565 amino acids. Lineage: Eukaryota; Fungi; Ascomycota; Sordariomycetes; Sordariales; Chaetomiaceae.